AUGGCUCUGCCCAAGUACUCCCGGGUUGAGACUGAUGAUCUCGAUCAAGCAAAUGAAAAGUCUUUAGAUGGUUUCCAGAACCCAGCUCCUAAGCGACAAGAGAUACGAAGCUACCGGGGUAUAUCAAUCUCAUACUGGAUAGUCGCACAACUAGCCCUUUGGCUGUCGAGCCUGAUCCUGUUGAUCUUAGCACUUUUAUUAUACAAAAAUGCUCUUGCAAGGACCGGUUCAUAUGAGGCAGGUUGGAAGGAUACAGAACUUCGGGCUUCAUUUCCAUCAAUCCAACUAGAGAAGAUAACGGUGCAUCAAUACGUGAAAGUGCCCAACACGGCAAGUCUUGAGCCGUCUCCGUCGGUAUACAUUGGAGAACCAUCGGUAGAGAUUGAUACAGCCUGGGAGCUACUCAUCGCGCUAAUGAUACUUUUGCUAGAUGAGGAGGAGAUCGGGUCAUACGCAGACCUUACGGUCAAAAAUGAAGACGGCUACUAUAUCAGUGGACUACAGGUUCACCAUUAUUUGCACUGCCUGAACUCAUUGAGGAAAGCUUCAUACCAGCAUGUAUACGGCACGCCCUCGAAAAGUCAUCUGUCUCACCUUGAUCACUGUGUCGAUAUACUGCGACAAGCCUUGCAGUGCCAGUCAGACCUGACGCCCAUGCUAUUUUUCUACAAUGUUAAUCUCAAAGCCUAUCAGCCAGCAGUCGCUAGCGACACGGCCGCAGCGAGCAUUCUGCUCGAUUUCAACAUGGACAAACUCAGCGCCAAGGCGUCUAGCCUUGGAGAUCAUUUAUCAGCACCUGACGACUCAGAUCUACCGGAGCUUAGAAGGGAUUUCCACGAUGAGCAAUAUCUUUCGCAAUGUUCUCUGAAGUCUCGAGGCCUCCUACUUCUGACAUGUCCAAAUCUCGGCCUCCAAGUCUGCUGGUUCCUUCUCAUGUCCAGUGGCACGCCUUACUUAGAGUCGCUAGACAUAUCCAAAUCCAUCACGUCGUUGGUGUGGCUCACUGGCCCCAUCUUUGGUGCCUUUGCCCAACCGAUCUUUGGCAUCUUGAGCGACGAGUCGCGGCACCCGUGGGGAAAGAGGAAGCCGUUCAUCCUCUGUGGUGCGUCGUGUGUCGCCACAUGCUUCCUCGCCCUCGCCUGCGCGGAGGACAUUACAGAUGGGCCGACGAACCCUUCCACAGCGGAUAGCGACAGCACGAAGCACUGGUAUACUCAAGUUUUUGCCAUUGCGUGCGUGGGCGUCAUCACUUUCGCGAUGCAAGCUUAUCAGAGCGGUGUACGCGCUCUGAUCGUAGACAAUUGCCCUCCCCAACAACAAGCUGCAGCGAGUGCCUGGAGUAUGAGAUGGAAUGUGGCAGGUAACCUUGUUCUGUCCACUGUCGGCUUCUUGGAUGCGAAAAGGACCUUCUUCAGACCAGAGGGGAACGCCAAGUUCAAGAUCCUGGCCGUGGUGACUACCGCUUGCAUUGUGGUCACCGUCGGUCUUGUAUCUUACUAUGUCGCCGACAGCAGCCAGAAUCCGCGGGGUAAAAGUCGACAACCGCUGACGAAACUAUGUUGGUCCAUGUUAUGUCCCGCUGAACUAAGUAAACACUGGAAUCAACUCCCUCCAGUGAGUCAUCGAGUCUGCACUAUCCAGCUUUUCGCUUGGGUGGCUUGGUUUCCCGUCCUAUACUACACGUCUACAUUCGCCUACGAAACAGUUCUGCCCUAUAAUUUUGCAAGAGAACUGCAUGAAAAGGGGCAACUUGACAUUCGCUUGAUCGAACAUGCAGAGUUGCACCGCUCGUCAUCUAUGCUCUACUUCGCCUUUGCUACAUUUGCCACGAGCCUCCUGCUUCACAUGAUCGAGCACGCUAUGCCAGCUUUCGACCAUACGCAGCCCAGAAUCUGGUUCUUCUCGCAAUGCUCCUUGGGAUUCUGUCUGCUUCUCACCUUCUUCGCACGCACUGGCGCCACAGCCACAAUCAUCAUCAGUGUGAUGGGUGCCAGUUGGGCAGUCGCCAUGUGGAUCCCAUUUGCACUCAUCAGUGCUGAGAUCUCACAGCCUUCACCAAGCAAGCUGGGUGGGAAGACAGGCUGGAUAUUAGGACUACACAACAUGGCCAUGUCUCUGCCUCAGAUCGUCUCGGCGAUUUUGUGCGCAGUCAUAUUAGGGGCACUUAGGUGGCUGAAUAUAGGAGACGGCAUCGCGUGGAUAUUCCGGCUGGCCAGCAUAGCAGUGUUCUACUCAGCCUACUUGAUCAACAAGCUGUAA
This is a messenger RNA of Neoarthrinium moseri, 2259 nucleotides long. RefSeq lists its product as uncharacterized. Lineage: Eukaryota; Fungi; Ascomycota; Sordariomycetes; Amphisphaeriales; Apiosporaceae. Gene Ontology annotation, cellular component: membrane. Bases 1 to 2259 code for a protein of 752 amino acids. The record is from RefSeq and is a predicted model, not a curated record. The transcript has 9 exons. Gene Ontology annotation, molecular function: sucrose:proton symporter activity. Gene Ontology annotation, biological process: mycotoxin biosynthetic process.